This is a messenger RNA of Onychomys torridus (southern grasshopper mouse), 1235 nucleotides long. RefSeq names its product fumarylacetoacetate hydrolase domain containing 2A (gene Fahd2a). The transcript has 8 exons. NCBI's taxonomy places the organism in Eukaryota, Metazoa, Chordata, Mammalia, Rodentia, Cricetidae. Gene Ontology annotation, molecular function: hydro-lyase activity. Bases 165 to 1109 code for a protein of 314 amino acids. The record is from RefSeq and is a predicted model, not a curated record.
UCCGUGACGUCAUCGUGCUGCGACCGCGGUCUCUGUUUCCCCUGGAGAAGAACCUCUGGGUACUUGCGACUGUGACUGUCUGUGGUUUCUCUACCUGCGGCCUCGCAGGUGUCAGCUGACAGCGUAAGGCGCCGGGCGGGUCCGGCUGCAGCAGCCAGGCUUUGAUGCUGAGCUCUGGUAGGAGGAGGUUGUUCUCAGCUCUGCUACAAGUUCAGAAGAGGCCUUGUCAACCCUCUAGAGACAUGAGACUGAUACAGUUCCACACACCCCACCUGGAGGAGCCCCACCUGGGCCUGGAGUCAGGGAUUGGUGGGGGAGUUGUAGACCUAAACACUUUUGACCCCACACUCCCCAAGACAAUGAUGCAGUUCUUGGAGCAGGGAGAGACUACCCUCUCAGUGGCAAGAAGAGCCCUGGCUGCCCAGCUGCCAAUCCUCCCUCGGUCGCAGGUGACCUUCCUGGCCCCUGUCACCCGGCCAGACAAGGUGGUAUGUGUGGGCAUGAAUUAUGCAGACCACUGCAAAGAACAGAAUGUGCGGGUGCCCAAGGAGCCCAUCAUCUUCAGCAAGUUCUCCAGUUCUAUUGUCGGGCCUUAUGAUGAGAUCAUCCUCCCACCAGAGAGCGAGGAGGUGGACUGGGAGGUGGAACUGGCCGUGAUCAUUGGCAAGAAAGGCAAGCACAUCAAGGCCACAGAUGCCAUGGCUCAUGUGGCUGGUUUCACUGUGGCUCAUGAUGUGAGUGCUCGGGACUGGCAGAUGAGACGCAAUGGAAAGCAGUGGUUACUGGGAAAAACCUUCGAUACUUUCUGCCCCCUAGGCCCUGCCUUGGUUACCAGGGACAGCAUAGCAGAUCCACACAAUUUAAAGAUCUGCUGUCGAGUGAAUGGAGAGGAAGUCCAGAGCAGCAACACCAACCAGAUGGUGUUCAAGACUGAAGACCUGAUAGCCUGGGUUUCCCGGUUUGUCACUCUUUACCCGGGGGACAUCAUCCUGACUGGGACUCCUCCAGGUGUUGGUGUGUUCAGGAAGCCUCCUGUCUUUCUCAAGAAGGGUGAUGAAGUCCAGUGUGAGAUUGAAGAAAUUGGUGUCAUCGUCAACAAGGUGGUGUGAUUGCAUUCCUGUAAGCACUGGACUUGAGACAAGGUGGGACUUUCACUCCCAUAAAGCUCACUGCUGGCCCUGCCCACUUGAGGUGCUCUUAGGUAGGCCUUGGAAAUAAAUUUUCUCUGAGUUGCA